AUGGCCAUCUCCAUUUUAGCCGCCCCUGGCCCAAAGGGUUGUUCAGGGGCCCAAGGCAAGUUUGCCUACAAGCUGCUCAAUGACUUGUUUGCCAACUACUCCAAUGCUUUGCGGCCGGCAGAAGAUACCGACAGAGUCCUCAAUGUCACCCUUCAGGUCACCCUCUCCCAGAUCAUUGACAUGGAUGAGAGGAACCAAAUCUUGACAGCUUACCUGUGGAUCCGGCAGGUAUGGGUGGAUGUCUACCUCAGCUGGGACAAAGAGGCCUAUGACGGCAUUGACACCAUCCGGAUUCCAAGUAGCUACGUCUGGAGGCCGGACAUUGUCCUGUAUAACAACGCCGAUGACCAGUUCACUGGCUCAAUGGAGACCAACGUGGUGAUCCGCUCUGACGGGCAGAUCAUGUGGGACUCUCCGGCCAUCACCAAGAGCUCCUGCAAGGUGGACGUCUCUUACUUCCCCUUCGACGGGCAGCAGUGCCGCCUGACCUUUGGCUCCUGGACGUACAAUGGCAACCAAAUCAACAUCCUCAACAAACAAGACACAGGCGACCUCACAGACUUUGUGGAGAAUGUGGAGUGGGAGGUUCAGGGGAUGCCAGCCAAGCGGAAUGUAAUUGUCUACGGCUGCUGCUCAGAGCCUUACCCAGACAUCACCUACACGCUGCUGCUGAAGAGACGGGCCUCCUUCUAUAUCUUCAAUCUCCUGCUCCCGUGCAUCAUGAUCUCCUUCCUUGCCCCGCUGGGCUUCUACCUCCCAGCUGACUCUGGGGAGAAGGUUUCCCUGGGAGUAACGGUGCUGCUGGCCCUCACCGUCUUCCAGCUGCUGGUAGCUGAGAGCAUGCCACCCGCAGAGAACGUGCCACUCAUUGGGAAGUACUACAUAGCCACCAUGACCAUGAUCACGGCCUCCACCGCCUUGACGAUCUUCAUCAUGAACAUCCACCACUGUGGCCCCGGAGCAAAGCCCGUCCCCAAGUGGGCCAAGAAGUUCAUCCUGCAAUAUAUGGCUCGCAUCUUCUUUGUCUACGAAGUGGGCGAGAGCUGCAGCAGCCCCAGGCCAGACCCAGACCCUCUCCCCAAAGCCCAGGUGGCCAACGGGGGGACCACCAAGGGGGCACCCAAAGGCAAGGUCCGGGUUAUCAGGUCUCCAUCCCAGGGACUCAGGGCCCCCACUGAACAGCCGGACUGGAGCGAGGCGGGGAAAUACGUGGACUUAGAGCGUGGCAGCCAGCAGAGGGAGGGAGGGGAGCAGCCCAGCUGUGCCAAGAGCCGGUGCUUCUGCCACCACCACAGCAUCCUGAGGAAUGUGGAGUACAUUGCCAACUGCUUCCGCGACCAGAAGGCAGCCUCGAAACGGACCGGAGAGUGGAAGAAAGUGGCCAAGGUGAUGGACCGCUUCUUCAUGUGGGUGUUUUUUGCCAUGGUCUUCAUCAUGAGCGUGCUUAUUAUGAGCCAAGCAAUCUGA
Rhineura floridana is the source of this 1467-nucleotide messenger RNA. It is a transcript of the gene CHRNA10, whose product is annotated as cholinergic receptor nicotinic alpha 10 subunit. The coding region runs from base 1 to 1467 and encodes 488 amino acids. Gene Ontology annotation, molecular function: transmembrane signaling receptor activity; acetylcholine-gated monoatomic cation-selective channel activity. Lineage: Eukaryota; Metazoa; Chordata; Lepidosauria; Squamata; Rhineuridae. The record is from RefSeq and is a predicted model, not a curated record. Gene Ontology annotation, biological process: chemical synaptic transmission; regulation of membrane potential; nervous system process. The transcript is spliced from 5 exons. Gene Ontology annotation, cellular component: postsynaptic membrane; neuron projection; synapse.